Fomitiporia mediterranea MF3/22 is the source of this 540-nucleotide messenger RNA. RefSeq names its product DUF300-domain-containing protein. The annotation marks the transcript as partial. The record is from RefSeq and is a predicted model, not a curated record. Gene Ontology annotation, biological process: transport. The transcript has 6 exons. Gene Ontology annotation, molecular function: transporter activity. NCBI's taxonomy places the organism in Eukaryota, Fungi, Basidiomycota, Agaricomycetes, Hymenochaetales, Hymenochaetaceae.
GUCUUGACGUCAUUCUUCUAUCUGCUCCUGUUGUACCUAUCUCCGAGUGCGGACGAACAGAGAGCUAUUUUCCUCAAGGUUGGUUUGAGUAAGGAGAACGAUCGUCGAGCUAUCCAGCGCGGUGAACCAGUCAAGAAAUGGAUGCUUCCUCUGGGUUCUAUCAAGUCUAAACCUGGGGACGGGCUGUACUUCCUUCAAAUGAUGAAAUGGGGCGUAUUGCAGUAUUGCGUCGUCCGUCCGACGACUACUCUUGCUGCUGUCAUACUCGACUACGUUGGCCUGUAUUGCGAGGACUCGUGGUCACCUGGAUGGGGUCAUGUAUACAUCACAAUCAUCGUAUCCAUCUCGGUCUCGAUCGCCAUGUACUGCCUCAUCCAAGUAUACAUCCCUAUAUCGUCGCAGCUUGCGCGCCAUAGACCCAUACUGAAGCUGUUUGCAGUCAAAGCCGUUGUGUUCUUGACGUUCUGGCAAGCAACUUUUCUGUCACUAUUGAGUACUUUUGGUGUCGUAAAGGGUGUGAGUAUCCUCGUUGACUCGUAG